Heterotrigona itama is the source of this 1970-nucleotide messenger RNA. Lineage: Eukaryota; Metazoa; Arthropoda; Insecta; Hymenoptera; Apidae. The record is from the annotation of a GenBank genome assembly.
AUGACAAAUUCUUCGAACGAGAAUGAUGAGCAACAGGCACGUAAUUGUUGUAAAUAUAUAAUUUGGUUUUCCUCCUUUUGAGAGAAGAUCCGAAAAAGGACAAUACAAUUUGUACAAUACGUUAUAUAUCUGCUUUAAAUUUCUCCUCGCUUGAUUUUUCGCAAAAUUACGCCGACGAUUCGAACGAGGCAAGGAUGCUGCUUGUGGUAACGCCACAGAAAUGCGGCGACGUGUACCUGUACGAUCUUCCAGCGAGCCGAGGAAGUCCUGCGCCACCCUUCAGGCACGAUUCACCCUUGAACUCGAAUAACGAGCAUUUACACAACUCAGGCCGAUACACGACGAGCAGCAGAAGUUCAGUGGACAACGGUGGCGACGUGAGCGAGUGUUACGACGUGCCACCGCGAGCUGUCCCCGUGAUUCCAUCGCCAGCCAGCAGCCCGAGUCCAGCACCGUCGUGCUACGACAUCCCCAGGCCACCUACCUCCUGCACGCCGAUCUCCAACUGCUCCGGUGGAUCCGGCGUGACGCCUCUCGAUUGCUACGACGUGCCCAGACCGUUGCAGCCCCUCACACCUAGCAGCUCGGCGUCCAGCCUCACCAACGAUGGAUCCCUCAGCGGAUCGAACCGAUCCAGCCUGGCCGCCCAGGAUUACGAUGUACCUCGAUCGCGUCUUCCAGCAUCCUCGUUACCGUCCCGGCACAACACGCCCGUGCCUAAAACACCGACACCACCACCCCCGCCGCAAACGCAGCAGAUCUACGACGUUCCAGUCAGCAAGGAGCUUCCCCUGGAGCUGGACUCCGCUUUGGAAGGUCUGCAGAGGCUGCAGAGCGAGGCGUCCGCCGCGAUAGCCAGGUUACUCGGGUUCGUGAGCCCCGUUUGGAGAACGCCUCAGCGAUUAGACGCGACUCUGAUGGAUCUCAGGCUCGCCGCGCUCAGGCUUAGAACGUCGUUGCACGAUCUCGCUGAAUUUGCCGAAGAGGAGGCUUCUCGUAAUUUCUCUUCCUCUAUGCACAGUAUGUAUUUUCGCGCAGGCACGCUGGGCAACGCAGGGAAAGCACCGGACAAAGGCUUGGCCUCGAAACUACGACCUCUAGUCAAGGCCCUCCGCGAUUCCGACAAACUCGUGCAGGAAGCGGCCACCGAGCUGGACGCGAUGGAAUGGGACGCUGGCAAACUAUGUCGCGGGGGUGGCGAUACUCCGACACCUACUAACGGGCCCCCUUCGUCCCUGUUGCCACCGGUGCAACCGGAUCCGCUCGAUCAGCUGAUCGCGUGCGCUCAGGCACUCACGGAAGACGUUCGUCAGGUCGCCAGUUUCAUUCAGGGGAACUCGACCCUGCUGUUCAAACGGUCGUCGAUCAUUUCGACCGGUAGCAGCAACAACAGCGGUGCCGGCGAGGAUUACGACUACGUAAAUCUCGACUCGAGGGAGGUGGUCGCGAAGCAACGGGAGGAAGUGAGGGCAUCGCUGCCACAGGAACUCCGUAGUAAUUACGAUCUCCUGAUAUCCGAGUCGGACAAUGCCACGAUUCAAAUGCCACCCAGUACUCCGACACCCAUGGAUCCGAACGACAAACAAUUACUGGCCUUCUAUGCCGCCCAGGUGAUCACGCAUGGUAAUCACCUGACUCACGCCAUUGACGCCUUCAUGCAAACGGUCGAGCAUAACCAACCACCAAAGGCGACGCAUGGAAAGUUCGUGGUGCUGAGCGCUCAUAGACUGGUGCACAUCGGUGACACGGUGCACAGGAACGUGUCAAGGAACGACGUGAGAACGCGCGUAUUACAGUGCGCGAACGCGUUGAGCGAGGCACUCGGCCAGACCGUGUCGAAGACGAAACAAGCGGCCCAAUUCUUUCCAAGUGUGUCCGCUGUUCAAGAAAUGGUCGACAGCGUGGUGGACGUCUCUCAUUUGGCCAAGGACUUGAAGGUGGCCAUGAUCCACGCUGCGCAACAGCCUUGA